GAUGUCAUGAAUGUGUUAUCUAUGCAGGAACUGAUAUGGGUUGUCAGAAUGGAGCCACUUGUAUCAACUCCCAGGGAAGUUUCAGUUGUCAGUGUUCAACAAAUUGGUACGGAAUUCACUGUAGGGAGCAGCAUAAUGAUUGUACCGGGGCCUCCCAUGCGGAACUAUGUGGGCAUGGGACAUGUGUCAAUGAGGACAGGGUCCUGUCUGGACAGCCCAAGUAUCGAUGUAUCUGUGAAACGGGAUGGACAAAGUCCACCUCUGGCCCAGCAUGUGACAAGGAUAUUGAUGAAUGUGAUGAAUGUGCCGAAAACAAUGGUGGAUGUUUCACUUCUCCACCGGUGGAAUGUAUCAACACUAUAGGGUCCAGAGCUUGUGGGCCAUGUCCAUCAGGUCAGUGUUGUGUCCCUGCCCUUUAG
Molecule: messenger RNA, 419 nt
Organism: Candidula unifasciata
Lineage: Eukaryota; Metazoa; Mollusca; Gastropoda; Stylommatophora; Geomitridae
Source: the annotation of a GenBank genome assembly